UUCUCCACCCGCCGCCGCCGCGCAGUGGCGACCGCCUGGGCUAUGGAGGGACCGGGCGGAAGGAGCGCUCAGCUGAACGGCGGCGGAGGAGGCGGCGGAGGAAGAAGAAGAGGAGGAGGAGGAGGCCGAGGCCUAAAGGGGCAAGCAUGGCGGAGUAUGGAAACUUUACUGCGUGUCGGGAUUCUGUAGAAAGCCCCCCCAGCCCAUCCGGUUGCACUGCCCCUGCUUUUCCCUCUGUUCCUUUGUGCAAUGAGCGCGUGGCUGCUUCUGUGAUGUACUCCCCAGAGUGCAAGGCGGAGGUGACUCCCUCACACAAUGGCAACCGCACCUUCAGCUACACGCUGGAGGACCACACCAAGCAAGCCUUCAGCAUCAUGAACCAGCUGCGCCUGAGCCAGCAGCUGUGCGACGUCACCUUGCGGGUCAAGUAUCGGGACAAUCCUCCGGCCGACUUCCAGGCCCACAAGGUGGUGCUGGCUUCCUCCAGCCCUGUCUUCAAGGCUAUGUUCACCAUGGGCCUCCGGGAGCAGGGCAUGGAGACGGUGACCAUUGAAGGCAUCCACCCCAAAGUGAUGGAUCGCCUCAUCGAGUUUGCCUACACCGCCUCCAUCUCGGUGGGCGAGAAGUGCGUCCUGCACGUCAUGAAUGGGGCGGUCAUGUACCAGAUUGACAGCGUGGUCAAAGCCUGCUGUGACUUCCUGGUGCAGCAGUUGGACCCCAGCAACGCCAUUGGCAUUGCCAGCUUUGCCGAGCAGAUUGGCUGCACGGAGCUGCACCAGCGGGCACGAGAGUAUAUCUACAUGCAUUUUGGGGAGGUGUCCAAGCAGGAGGAAUUCUUCAACCUCUCGCACUGCCAGCUGGUGACUCUGAUCAGCCGGGACGAGCUGAACGUGCGCUGUGAGUCCGAAGUCUUCCACGCCUGCAUCAACUGGGUGCGCUACGACUGUGAGAACCGGCGGCUCUACGUCCAGGCCCUGCUCAAGGCCGUGCGCUGCCACUCGCUCACCCCAAACUUCCUCCAGAUGCAGCUGCAGAAGUGUGAAAUCCUCCAGUCGGACUCGCGCUGCAAGGACUACCUGGCCAAGAUCUUCCAGGACCUCACUCUGCACAAGUCCACCAAGGACAUGCCCUGCCGCGCGCCCAAAGUGGGCCAGCUCAUCUACACGGCCGGCGGCUACUAUUGCCAGUCUCUCAGCUACCUGGAAGCCUACAAUCCAUGUGAUGGCUCCUGGAUACGGCUGGCUGACCUCCAGGUGCCCCGCAGUGGCCUGGCCAGCUGCGUAGUGGGGGGGCUGUUCUACGCCGUGGGGGGGAGGAACAACUCCCCGGAUGGCAACACGGACUCCAACGCCAUUGACUGCUACAACCCCAUGACCAACCAGUGGUCUCCCUGUGCUCCCAUGAGUGUGCCUCGCAACCGGAUUGGCGUGGGAGUGAUUGAUGGCAUGAUCUACGCCGUGGGAGGCUCCCAUGGAUGCAUUCAUCACAACAGCGUGGAGAGGUACGAUCCAGAGCGCAAUGAGUGGCAGUUAGUGGCAGCCAUGCUAACGCGUCGGAUUGGCGUGGGGGUGGCUGUGUUGAACCGCCUCUUAUACGCCGUGGGUGGCUAUGAUGGCACCAGCCGCCACAGCUCAGUGGAGUGCUACUACCCUGAGCGGGAUGAAUGGAAGAUGAUUGCCCCAAUGAGGACUAUCCGGAGUGGAGCAGGGGUGUGUGCCCUGAAUAAUUGCAUCUAUGCCAUGGGAGGCUAUGACGGCACAGACCAGCUGAACAGCAUGGAGCGUUACGAUGUGGAGACGGGCACCUGGUCCUUCGCUGCACCCAUGAAGCACCGCCGGAGUGCACUUGGGGUGACUGUGCAUCAGGGCAAGAUCUAUGUGUUGGGUGGCUAUGGUGGUGACACCUUCCUGGACAGUGUCGAAUGUUACGAUCCUACCACUGAUACUUGGACCGAGGUGACAAGCAUGACUUCGGGUCGUAGUGGGGUGGGCGUGGCCAUCACCAUGGAGCCAUGCCGCAAACAGAUGGAUGAGCCGAACUGCCACUGUUAAGGGUUGCAAAGAGGGUGGCAUUUCCCUCUAUGUGGAGGAAGGAAAAUGAAUGGGCAAGGAGUCAGUAUUAAGACACACCUGCUGCUAAGUCCUGUUCUGCCAGAGUCGAGGAAAAGUGCCAAGGAUGGGUGACACUUCAGAACCCAUUUAAACUACUUGUGAAAUAGCCACAGCAGAGAACAGCCUCUGCUAUAGGCCCUGUUUAGCAGGAGAACUGUAGCUGCUGAUUUGUUACUUCUCUGUGUCUGCCCCGCCUACUCCUGGGCUUGGGGAACGAUGCAUCAGUCAAGAAGAAGCAACUGGUCUAUGAGAACUGGAGGAGGGAGCUUGAUGCUCACGGCACACUUCAGAUUCCCUGCCCUGAAUGACCUUGCAGGGAAUAAUUUAGUGAUGGGUUGCCCCCCCAUCCCCACUGACUUACUAGGUUUCUGUGGGCGGGUGGGUGUGUCUUGUACAUAGGGUGUUCCUGCCCCUUUUGGAAACGUGUUUCUACAGCCACCUUGACAGCAAAUUCAAGUUUGGAUUUACUCAAAGUUCUUUUUGUUCCCCUAUCCCUACUAGCAAGUUCUUGGGGGAUUUGUUAAAGUUCAAAAGGAAGAAGCUACCAGGGUGGGAGGGAGGGCUGUUAAAGUUUCUCUUCUCUAGCUCAUGUUCUGCAGGUAAGUGAAAAUAAGUAAGGUAGGUAAGUGGGUGCGAGAGCUCAAGUGGACUCUGACCUAUGCAGCUUUUAUAUUCUCCAGAGAGAAAAUGCUCUCCAAGCUGCUACCUGCAUUGGUUGGUUUUCAUUCCCAUCGCUAGUGCCCCUUCCAGCAGACAAGCUGGCUUGAAAUGAACUGGUUUUUUGAAUUACACUUCUCACACAAAUAAAACAUCUUUGUGAUUAGUACUAAA
This is a messenger RNA of Hemicordylus capensis (graceful crag lizard), 2942 nucleotides long. It is a transcript of the gene KEAP1, whose product is annotated as kelch like ECH associated protein 1. The transcript has 6 exons. NCBI's taxonomy places the organism in Eukaryota, Metazoa, Chordata, Lepidosauria, Squamata, Cordylidae. The record is from RefSeq and is a predicted model, not a curated record. Bases 147 to 2051 code for a protein of 634 amino acids. Gene Ontology annotation, molecular function: transcription factor binding.